AUGGAGUCGCAAACAAAACGCAUCUCACUUCCCGACGAAGAGCCCGAGAUAUUCUCGUCUGUGCUGGAAUAUUUGUACAAAGGCGAUUAUUAUCCUCGCCUCGUCCACAAUAAGCGACGCAACUCUUGGGAGAUUGAGCCGCCGAGCGAUGACGGUCGUGGGACGGUCGAGUCGACUGUCUACCACCACGGCAUCGAUGGCGAUUUAUUGAAAGACACCGUCAUCUACUGUGCUGCGGAGAAAUACGGACUGGAAGAGCUAAAGCGCGUCGCUUUGCGAAAGCAAGGACUUCAGUCCGGCAUUCAAUGCAGCACCAUCCUCGCAUCGGCGCGUUACGCCUAUGCCAACACCCCCGACACAGACUCCAAGCUGCGGGCACAUUACCUCGCUCUCAUCAUCCGGAGUCGCAGCACCUUCAAGCGCAGCGGCACCAUGCAGCUAGAAAUGUUCAACGGUGGCACCCAGCUGUUCUUCGACCUGUUUGUUGCUCUCUGCAACCACGUUGACGACAUUUCCAGCGCCCAGGGGACGCCGCGCAGCAACCGCUUCAUUUAG
Molecule: messenger RNA, 555 nt
Organism: Phaeoacremonium minimum UCRPA7
Lineage: Eukaryota; Fungi; Ascomycota; Sordariomycetes; Togniniales; Togniniaceae
Product: putative btb poz domain containing protein
Exons: 2
Coding region: 1-555 (184 amino acids)
Source: RefSeq, a predicted model, not a curated record